Messenger RNA from Calliphora vicina (urban bluebottle blowfly), 690 nucleotides. It is a transcript of the gene Lamtor3, whose product is annotated as Late endosomal/lysosomal adaptor, MAPK and MTOR activator 3. Gene Ontology annotation, cellular component: Ragulator complex. The transcript is spliced from 3 exons. The coding region runs from base 117 to 494 and encodes 125 amino acids. The record is from RefSeq and is a predicted model, not a curated record. Lineage: Eukaryota; Metazoa; Arthropoda; Insecta; Diptera; Calliphoridae. Gene Ontology annotation, biological process: cellular response to amino acid stimulus; positive regulation of TOR signaling.
GUUGUUUAUUAUCAUUUAUUUUUUUGGGAGUGAUUUGUUUUCAUUUUAUAAUUUUGCUAAUUUUCCGCAAAAAAUUAACAUUCACUUAAAAAAAUUCUUAACAAUUUGUAAACAAAAUGACUGAAGAUAUUGAAAAGUACUUUAAAAAUCUUUUAAAAAAAAUCAAUGGUUUGUAUAUUAUACAAAUUACGGACCGUGAUGGAGCACCCGUUAUGAGGGUCAGUCAAGAUAAAAAUGUAGAUUUCACAUUAACACCCCCAUUUAUUUCGACAUUUACAACUGCAACGGAUCAAGCUGGAAAGUUGGGCUUGGGUCGUAAUAAAACGAUUAUAUCAAUGUAUUCCAACUAUCAGGUGGUUCAAAUGAUUAAAUUACCCUUGAUUUUGACAUUUGUUGGAUCUGAAAACUGUAAUACCGGCCACAUUUUAGCAUUAGAACAUCAAUUGGAUCCCUAUUUAGAAGAUAUGAGACUUGCUGUUAGUGAAGCCACAUAAAUGAACAUUUCCACGCUACUUUUCUAUUUGGUAUAAACUCAUUAUUCUCUUCUCAAUAAAUAUAAGUAACAAACAUUUUCCAAAUUAUUUUUUGUAAAUUAUAUAGUAUAUGUAUGUAACUAUGUAUAAGAUGUUUGAGUAAGAACAAAAUUAUAAAAUAAAAACAUUUUUACUUACAAAAAUAAUAACAAAUCAA